GCUUUCUGCAUAUUAGAAUGAUGAGUGUUUCUUUUGCUUCACACUUCUUUCAUAUACAAUGUCUCUCUAGUAUAACAGCAUAUUAAAUUACAAAUAUAUUGCUUGUACAAUGAAGAGAAUACAAAUUUACCAAACACAUAAUGAAGAGAAUACAAGUUUGCCAAAUAUAUACUUGUGGUGGGUCCUACAUUGCUCCUACCCUGAGAAGGCAGACAGUGCUUAGUACACUGAUGUCUACAUUUACCUUGUGUUUUCUAAUCUGGAUUAGAUUGGGGUGAGUACCACAGCAGAUUCCAGAAAGGGAGUAGAGAAAACCUGCUUCAGUUGACUGCCUCUUUUGAGCCAUAAUUCUUCCCAAGUAGCCUCUCGACCAGCUCAUUUCUCUUUUUCUGGUCCUGCUAUCAUCUUUCCCCAAGGCAGAAACCUCUCCCUUCUAUUCCUCCCAUAUACCACAGGAUGCUAAAGGCUUCUCACAAAAGCUACCCCCAGGGAAUUCCAGUCUGAGGCUUUCUGCAUUCUUCUCAGACUUCUGCACAAGUCCUCGGAUUAAAUGCUCCUCAAACUACCCAAACCAACCACCUCUCUUCUACUGUGACUUCACAUGAUAUAGUCAAAUUAUCCAAUUAAAAUAGUAUGUAUACUGAUAUUUUCUUAUCUUUUAAAAGGGAGAAAGAUUAGUGCCAGUGAUAUCAUAAAAGUUCUGGGAGACAUGGGGAUCGAACUCACUGAAAAAGAACUUACAAAGCUACUGCAAGUACUACCUACAGAUGAUGCUGGAAAAGUAUAUGAAAAUAAAUUGUUGGAUGGUGUGAAGGCUAUAAAAGCUAGUGGGAAAGUUCAUCUCCGUAAUUUGCUGGAAGCUGUGAAAUUUAUUACAGGAGAAGAAGUUGAUGUGAGUGAUAUAAGAAAUAUUCUGGAGAAUAUGGGAGUAACUCUCACAGAUCAGGAACAUGAAGAGCUGUUAGAAAGCCUACCGGUUAAUGCAAAUGGAAAACUCUACCAGAAUAGGUUGAUGGAUAGUUUGCAGUCUCUUAAUGGAGGGCUUGCCGAUGUUAAGAAAAUUGAUUCAAUUUUGGGAAACAUGGGAUGGAAGCUCACAGAAGAAGAAAUUAAGGAUCUAAGACACAAUCUUCCCAUUGCUGUGCAAGCUUCAAAUAACAUUCCAAUGAAAACACUCUUGGAUGGAUUAAAGCCUUUUACAGGAGAAAAGAUGGAUGUACGAAAUGUGCCUGAUAUGCUGAGUAACAUGGGUCUCGAGCUAACAGAUAAAGAACAAAUGAAGCUACUGAGUGAACUGCCAGUUGAUGCUACUGGGAAGGUAUAUAAAAACAGAUUGUUGGAUGGUAUCAAGUCUUUCAUAGGAGGCAAAGUAGAAAAAAAUAAAAUGGAUGCUACUUUAGAAACCCUGGGAGUCAUGCUCACAGAAAAGGAGCUCAGAGAUCUAGCAGACAGUGUUCCAGUUAUUGAAUCUGGGAAAGUUAAUUUCAAUGAGAUGAUGGACAAAGUGAAAAUUAUCACAGGAGAUGAAGAAAAUAUCAGUGAAGUAAAAAAUAUUCUAGAAAAUAUGGGGAUAGAGCUAACAGAGACGGAACACACCGAGUUGGUGAAAAAUCUUCCCAUUGAUGCUGAUGGAAAGUUCUAUCACAACAGAUUGAUGGAAGAUCUAAAAUCUCUUAGAGGAGGAAAGGCUGAUAUCAACAAACUGGACAUAAUACUAGAAAACAUGGGGAUGAAUGUUUCAGAAGCAGAAUUUAAAGAUAUGAAAAAUAAUCUACCAGUGAGUGAUGAUGGGAAAGUUGAAAUGACAAAGCUGAUUGAUGAAAUGGAAGUUUUUUCAGGUGAAAAAACUGAUAUCAAUGAUCUCCAAAAAACAGUAGAAAGCAUGGGGAUAGAGCUCACAGAAGAAGAAUUUUCAAAACUGCAGGAAACUCUGCCAGUUGAUGAUGCCGAGAUGGUAUUUCAGAAUAAAGUGUUAGAUGAAAUGAAGUCUCUCAAAGGAGGGAAAUUCAGUGUCGGUGACAUAGACUCUGUCCUGGAAAAUAUGGCGAUCAAACUCACAAAAUUAGAGCUUAAAGAUCUAGCAGAGUACAUAACAGUUGAUGCUAAUGGGAAGGUUAGUCUUACUGAGUUAAUGGAUGGAGUAGAAGCUGUCACAGGAGGAGAGAUUGAUAGCAAUGAGGUGAAAGAUGUUCUGGAACACAUAGGGAUAUAUCCAACAGAAAAGGAACUGUUGAAGCUGCUGAAAAAUCUGCCAACAAAUGAGAAUGGAAAGAUCUAUCAAAAUAGGUUGAUGGAUGAUGUAAAGUCUCUUAAAGAAGGGACAAUGGAUAUCAAUAAACUGGACACAUUUCUGGAAAACAUGAGCAUGAGACUCACAGAAACAGAGCUUGAAGAUCUGACUCAGAAGCUGCCAGUGGAUGAUGAUGGAAAAGCUGUCAUUAAAAAGGUGAUGGAUGAAAUAAAAAAAUUCUUAGGAAAAAAGGUUGAUGUCAGCAAUCUUCAAAAUCUCCUUCGGACCAUGGGAAUUGAGUUAACUGAUACAGAGUGCUCAAAACUGAAGGAAUCCCUGCCCACUGAUGCUGCUGGACAGGUGUUUCAAAAUAGGAUGCUGGAUGGUGUAAUGUCUAUUCCAGGUGUGGUAGUUAAUGUUAACGACCUAAACAAAGUUUUGGGGAGCAUGGGAUUUGAACUCACAGAAAAAGAACUUGACAGUGUGACGGAGAACCUUCCAGUUAACUCGGAUGGGAAGGUUGAUCUCAAUGAGGUAAUAGAUGAAGUAAAAGCUAUUAUAGGAGAGGAAAUCAAUAUCCAUGAUGUAAAAGAUGUUCUGGAAAACAUUGGAAUAGAACUUACAGAUAAGGAAUGCUUGGAGCUAUUGGAAAAGUUGCCCAUUCAUGCUCAUGAAAUAAUCUAUCAGAACAGAUUGCUGGAAGGUAUAAAGACUUUUGGAGAAGGGAAAAUUGAGGCCAGCAAACUGGACACAGUUCUGAGAACCAUGGGGAUUGACCUCACAGCAGAAGAACUUCAAGAUCUGGAACAGAGUCUGCCAGUUAGUGUUGAUGGGAAAAUCGAUGUAAAGAAGGUGAUGGAUGAAGCAAAAGACUUCAUAGGUGACAAGGUUGAUAUAAAAAUCCUGGAAGAUGUACUGCGAAAAAUGGGAAUUGAACUUGCAGAUAAGGAAUAUGCAAAGCUAAUUAAAACCCUGCCACUUAGUGAUGAUGGAAGAGUACAUCCAAUUAGGGCACUGAAGGAGAUAACAUCUUUGAAAAUUAAUGGGCAAGUGGAUCUAAUGAAAGUGAUAGAUGGAGUGGCAGCCAUUACAGGAGGGAAGGUUGCUAUCAACGAUGUGAAAACUGUCCUGGAAGACAUGGGGAUAGAGCUCAAAGAUAAAGAAUUGUUGGAACUGGAGACAAGUUUAGUAUUCGAUGAUGACGAAAAGAUCUUUCAAAACAGGUUGCUAGAAGGUGUGCAGUCUCUUAAAGUUGACAGGAAGAUUUCUCUACCAACACUGUUGAUUAAAUUGAAAGACUUCACAGGAGAGAAGGUGGAUUCCAGUGACCUGAAAAGUAUCCUGAAGAAUCUGGAGCUGGAGCUCACAGAGAAAGAGCAAGAGAAGCUAUUGGAAACACUGCCUGUGGAUGAUGCUGGAAAAGUAUAUUACAAUAGAUUGCUAAAAGGUGUGAAGUCUCUGGAGGGAGGAAUGGUUCUUAAAAAUGAACUAUACAAUGUUCUAGAAAAACUGGGAAUUGAACUCUUAGAAGAAGAACGUGCAAACCUCUCAGAAAUCCUUCAAGUUGAUGAUGAUGCAAAAGUUAGUAUGAAAGAGGUGAUGGAUGGAGUAAGAGCUACCACAGGAGGGGAGGUAGAUGCCAAAGAUGUGAAAAGCACUUUAACAAACAUGAGAUUAGAACUUACAGAUAAGGAAUUGUUGAACUUGGAGGAAAAUCUGCCUUUUAAUGAUGAUAACAAGGUCUUUAAGAACAGGUUACUAGAAGGUGUGAAGUCUCUUAAAGUUGGGAAGGUCGAUGCGGAUAAUCUGUACACCCUUCUGGAAAACCUCGGAAUCAAACUUGAAGAUAAGGAACUUCAAGAUCUGUUUCAAAACAUACCUGUUGGUGUUGAUGGAAAAAUACCUCUAGAAACAUUGAUGGAAAAGGUCAAAGAUUUUAUAGGUAAGAAGAUUGAUGCUAGAAAUCUGCAGAAUGUUCUGGAAAGCCUUGGUAUUGAACUCACAGAGAAGGAAGUGGAGGAUCUUUUGAGUACAUUGCCAAUUGAUGGUGAGUUCCAUGCUAUCUAAGGACCUUCUAGGAAGUAUGGAGGGGCUUUAUCUAUAUGAAAAUAUUUAUUUCUUCAAGAACAGGAUGGUUUUUUUCAUUAAAAUUUAAGCUACAUUUGGCAGGGUUUUUUUUUUUUUUAGUAGCCAAGAAACCUUAAGGUGAAAGGUACUAUUAAGAAUCAUAUGUGUGGUAUGAGAGUGCUUGCCUAGCAUGCAUGAAGC
Messenger RNA from Perognathus longimembris pacificus (Pacific pocket mouse), 4498 nucleotides. RefSeq lists its product as uncharacterized. Lineage: Eukaryota; Metazoa; Chordata; Mammalia; Rodentia; Heteromyidae. The coding region runs from base 710 to 4297 and encodes 1195 amino acids. The transcript is spliced from 46 exons. The record is from RefSeq and is a predicted model, not a curated record.